Thyridium curvatum is the source of this 1131-nucleotide messenger RNA. RefSeq lists its product as uncharacterized. The transcript has 6 exons. The record is from RefSeq and is a predicted model, not a curated record. Gene Ontology annotation, molecular function: metalloendopeptidase activity. The coding region runs from base 1 to 1131 and encodes 376 amino acids. NCBI's taxonomy places the organism in Eukaryota, Fungi, Ascomycota, Sordariomycetes, Thyridiales, Thyridiaceae.
AUGCUCACAUCGCCAGGCACCGCUCCUCAACGCACCUUUCUCGAUGCUGCGUUCGCUUCUGCCAAUACUCUCGUAUCUUUGGCAGAGGGUUAUACAGCUGAGGGGUUCAGCCAGGAUGGCACCCAGGUAUUCCAGUGGUUAUACGGCACCGUAGGCCUCGAUCUGAUGCGAACGAGCGUGAGAAUGAACCUGAGAGGCAUAGCGGCGAAUGCGGCGGCCGUACAAGGCGACCCCCAAGGAGGAGGCUCGACGACUGCCGAUGUUCCUGUCAGCGAGUCUUUUGUACGCAUGAUCGCCUACGAGAGGGAAGAGCCAGAGCCAAUGGGGAGAGAAGAAUCUUUGAUCCAGGUGAGAAUUCCGGAAGCUCCCCCUCCCUCCCUCCCUCCCUCCUCAUGCUUGGCUCUCAAAGUUCUGUUUCUAAUGAAAACUCAAUGUCAACUUCCAGUGACCAAGGAGUUCCUCAAAGCCAAGUUCGACUGCACUCAUGCCUUGGCCUGGACGAUCGUGCCAGACGAUGCGGACGCCAACGAGCCCGAUACCCUACAGAUCUGCCCUUGGUUCCUCGACUACGCCAUGAAGCAGUCAGCCCAGUUCCAAGGCCAGUUCAAGCCUGGCAAGAUAGCUUCCAUGAUCGCGAGCCUGAAGCUAGACAGGCUCGCGACGUGGGUGGCAUACACCCCUAUUGAUUUGUUCCAGCUAUUCGACAAGGUCAUGGUCCACGAGUUAUCACAUACGCGACGAGGCGGCGCGACGGAUGACAUUGGCGGGUUUUCGGGCUAUGGCUGGAAGAAUUGUCGCAAGCUAGCCGCCGAACGUGGAGACAAGGCGCCGCACCGGAACGCCGAUUCUAUCGCUCUGUUCGCUUCCAUCUCUGGACUAAUAAACGCGGGAGGCAUGGUCCGUGAGGAUGGCACAUUCGUCCACGGCCCCGGCGCCGCAGGUGGUGCUGGCAAUGGAGGCGGAGACGGGCAAGCAGGCGGAGGCAAGAGGAGUAUCAUGAUUCCGGACGAGAUCCGCGAGCCCGUGCCCAUGCUGGAGCCUAGACUUGAGCUGGCCCUGGAGCCUCCGGUCGCAAGUAAACGGGCCUCGCAGUUCGAUGCUUCGAGACUGAAGGGCCGCCGGCUGUUUUGA